Messenger RNA from Schistocerca americana (American grasshopper), 942 nucleotides. RefSeq names its product translation initiation factor IF-2-like. Lineage: Eukaryota; Metazoa; Arthropoda; Insecta; Orthoptera; Acrididae. The record is from RefSeq and is a predicted model, not a curated record. Bases 1 to 942 code for a protein of 313 amino acids. The transcript is spliced from 3 exons.
AUGGCUGGCUCGCCAAAGAGCGCCCCGGCGUGCCGGCGUUUUACUGUUGAUUGCACGGCCACCCUGCCGCCGCCGCCGUGGCUGAGAGCUUCUAAACGGAAGAAGCCGAGCCGGGCACUGCCGACCCACGCUGAUUACACAGCUGCGCCGUCCCCGGGGCCCCCGUGCCUUGUAGCACGGCCGGAGGUACUUUCAGUUUUCCCAGCUGGAGAAGUAGAGCAGGGGUUGGUAGCCGUGCCACUCCCCAACAAAGUGUUUCCCCGUGCUCGCACCGUCGACCCUCGCAACCUUCUGCUAACGAAAUUAGCGACAGCUCCCUCCCUCCCUCCAGCAGGCAUCCUCGGCUGCAGCAGCGACGCUGCACCAACUUCCAGCGCCCUGGAACCGCCGCCGUCGCAUUUAAUUAGGGCCUCCACUCGACUAGUCGCUCGCCUCGGAAAGAGAGAGAGAGGCCGUUCCCCAGAAAUCCCCGAUAAACGUCUCCGGCGCCGGGCUGCUGCUGGCCCUUUGAGGGCGCGCCCUCCGAAUUCUGAAGGGCCGGCACGGAGGACGGGCCACCCAGACGAGGAGACGCCCGGAGCGCAUUUUCCGGCCCUCCGGCGCUCGCAGGGCGCGAAACCGGCUCCACCCCAGCCGCCCUCGCCCUUUCCCGCGCCUCGGACGCUACAAAAGACUAAUUUCUGCCCGCCUGCGCGCCUGCAGAGCCGAGGCGGCAACUUGCUCCGAGCGCGCCCGCAGUGGGGCAAAUUCGCGACAAACAUUGCGGCCGGCGUCACGUCUCGGCCUCCACUCACUCCAUCUGCCCCCGGAGGCGGCAGGGGCGGCGGCGGCGGCAGCGGCAGCGGAGUGAUGGACGAGCGCGACACCGCUGCGAGGUCGGGCGCCCCACAGUGGAUUUUCCGCUCGGCCGCCCUUUCUCUCGCCGCAGAAGCCGGCGCCUAG